AGUCCAAGUACAUGAACAGCUCCGAAUAUAACGUCACGUGAUGUCAUCUCAAGAUUACGUAGCUCGUUGGAUAUUCACGAAGGGAGAGGCUCAGUAAUGUCUUUUGUGAACGAUGACAUCAUGUCACUCACGCCCUGAGGAAGCAGGUGAAAAGAAGUUAAACCAGACAAGAGGGCCACGUUGAGUAGAUUUGUACCGCAAAGAAUCCCAGAAUACAAAAAUGGCAGACUUGUGGGAAGAGUUGCAAAGUGUUGCGAAUGAUGCUCCCGCUUCAUUCACAGCAGCGCCAGGGGAGAGGGGCACCAUUAAAGCCAAAGCUAACUUUAAUGUCAAUGAAGAUGUUGCAGCUCUCCGCAAAGCGAUUGAAGGCAUAGGUACAACUGAGAAGACGUUGAUAGAGAUACUGACCCACAGGAGCAGCAGUCAAAAGCAGGCUAUUUCAAAGGCAUACCAAGAAACCACAAAGAGGAUUCUUGUUAAUGACUUAAAAGGCGACACUCAGGGGAACUUUGAAAAGGUGCUUGUUGCGCUCGCAAGACCUCCUGCGGUUAAUGAUGCUAAAUGGAUAAACAAAGCAAUGAAAGGGGCUGGAACGGACAACAGUAUCCUGAUAGAAAUUCUUUCCUCACGGACAAAUAAACAAAUCAAGGAGCUGUCUGCAGCAUAUUCUGAGGAAACAAAGAAAACGCUGAUACAGACCCUAAAGACUGAAGUUUCGAGAGAUUAUGGCAAAGCCAUCCUUUUGCUUGCCGAGGGAGCGAGGGACGAGAGCACCAAUGUGAAUGCAAACCAGGCUAAAGAGGACGCAAAGGCCCUCUAUUAUGCGGGCGAGAAAAAACUGGGAACUGAUGAGUCCAAGUUCAUUGAGAUCCUCUGUAAAAGGAGCAUCCCUCACCUGAGACAAACAAUACUGGAAUAUAAAAACAUCAGUGGCAAGACUUUGCAGAAGAGCAUCGAGAAGGAAAUGUCUGGAAACCUGGAGGAGCUGCUGGUUGCUAUUGUAAAGUGUGCAGUGAGUGCUCCUGCAUACUUUGCUGAAAAACUCUACAAAAGCAUGAAGGGAGCAGGUACAGAUGAAACCACUUUGACCAGAGUAAUGGUCAGCCGUGGAGAGAUCGACAUGCUGGACAUCAGAGCUGAAUACAAGAAGCUCUAUCAGUCUUCACUCUACAAGGAAAUAAAUUCUGAUGUGUCUGGCAGCUACGGUGAAUGCCUGAAGAUGAUUUGUGGAGGAGAAGACUAAACCAGAAAUACCACUGAAGAUGUCCUAUUUAGUUCUCUUACAAUAGGUUGAUCCAUCGUGUCCUGUAUGGCAAGCCCUUCGGAUGUUAAAUUUUAAAUCUUUUAUAAAAUAGUUUUAUUUAAUAACAUUUUUUUUCUCAGGAAAUAUAUCAUUUAUAUGUCUGGUUUACUGCAGGAAAAGGUACAGUGUAAGAUUUAAAUUGAUUUAUGAUUCAUAUUUAAUGGUAGUGAAUAGCAUGAAAAAAAUUGCUUAAACCCCAUUGCAACUCUGAUAAAUCAUGAAUAUUCAAAUAAAAAAAAAAAUACUAUGCAUAUUUCUGCAUUUCAGU
This is a messenger RNA of Megalobrama amblycephala (Wuchang bream), 1571 nucleotides long. Its product is annotated as annexin A3-like. The transcript has 15 exons. Gene Ontology annotation, cellular component: cytoplasm. Lineage: Eukaryota; Metazoa; Chordata; Actinopteri; Cypriniformes; Xenocyprididae. The coding region runs from base 221 to 1243 and encodes 340 amino acids. The record is from RefSeq and is a predicted model, not a curated record. Gene Ontology annotation, molecular function: calcium ion binding; calcium-dependent phospholipid binding; phospholipase inhibitor activity.